AUGAGGGAGGUGAAGAAAGAGCUGAGGUGAGUAUGCACGUGUGUGUUGUACCGCUGAAAACAGUUGUACUCUGUUUCGUACUCCAAAUACUGGCAAAAAUGAACUCAUUCAGUGAAUGAUUGACAUCCUCAGGAGCCCUGGCUUGUGUGUGUGUGUGUGUGGUGUGUGUGUGUGUCACCUGCCUCUGAGGUCCUCUAACAACAUUAGAAGGGAAGCAUGUCCUCUUGUCUUCGAUAUAUAACUCAAUACUGUGUGUUUAUUAACGUGGUUCUGUGUGUGUGUGUUAAUGGAUCUUUUAUUUGUAGAAACUCCUGCAGAUAAUCAACCAGAAGGGUAUACUGCCAAACCGCAUCAAUGAGUUAGCCAGAUAACUUGCCAAAAUAUUCUGAAAUAACUUUUUAUUUUUUAGAAAGAUACUCUUGAAAUGGGCAUGGUCUAACUUUAUAAAAAAAAAAUGCCUAGAGUCGAUGUCUGCGCCCCAGUGGAAAUUAUUAGCAUAAUAAAAAAAAUCCGCAUAAAAAUCUGUUUAAGCUAGAGAUUUUUUUGCCUGGGCUGCGUCUCAAUCCACCGCAUCCGCCAAUGUCUGCCAUCCGCGGUGAAUGGUAGCAGAGCUACAGCGUGUUUGUUACAUCUAUGGAAAGGUGAGACUCUCACAAACACGUACAUGUCGGUUGUCACACAAGACUCGGUAGCCGGUACCAGUAUAAGAAAUGUAUGGAAGUCGUUCAGUGCCUAAAAAAAAGGUUUAAAUAUUUCAAAUAAAAAUAAUUUCCUGAUCCAUCUUAUAUCGCUCAGUGGCGAGUGGCGCAGUGGUCUAAGGCACUGCAUCGCAGUGCUAGCUGUGCCACUAGAGAUCCUGGUUCGAAUCCAGGCUCUGUCGUAGCCGGCCGCGACUGGGAGACCCAUGGGGCGGCGCACAAUUGGCCCAGCGUCGUCCAGGAUAGGGGAGGGAAUGGCCGGCAGGGAUGUAGCUCAGUUGGGGGGCCAGUAUGAAAAAAAUAUAAAAAUAAUGUAUGCACUCACUAACUGUAAGUCGCUCUGGAUAAGAGCGUCUGCUAAAUGACUAAAAAUGUAAAAUAUAGGACAGACACUUCAAAACAAACCUUCUUUUGAUACAAUAAAAUUUACUCAGUUUUUCAAAAUAUGAAUCUGUUAUUCAAUGUGUUUAUACGGGCUAAUAGCAGUAAGGCCAAAUUAUUAUAUAUAUAUUUUUUAAAUAAAUUGGUUACCUAAAGGGGUCCUAAAAUUAAAAAUCAAAUAGCUAAAUGAUCCUUGGUAUGACCAUCUUAAAACAAUUCCAUACGUUAGCUUAGUAGAACCCCCUCCUCUAGGAUCAUGCAUGUUUGAAUGGAACUGGCAGCUGGAAGGCUGCUGGUUACGUUAGCUUAGUAGAACCCCCUCCUCUAGGAUCAUGCAUGUUUGAAUGGAACCGGCAGCUGGAAGGCUGCUGGUUACGUUAGCUUAGUAGAACCCCCUCCUCUAGGAUCAAGCAUGUUUGAAUGGAACCGGCAGCUGGAAGGCUGCUGGUUACGUUAGCUUAGUAGAACCCCCUCCUCUAGGAUCAUGCAUGUUUGAAUGGAAACUGGCAGCUGGAAGGCUGCUGGUUACGUUAGCUUUAGUAGAACCCCCUCCUCUAGGAUCAUGCAUGUUUGAAUGGAACUGGCAGCUGGAAGGCUGCUGGUUACGUUAGCUUAGUAGAACCCCCUCCUCUAGGAUCAUGCAUGUUUGAAUGGAACUGGCAGCUGGAAGGCUGCUGGUUACGUUAGCUUAGUAGAACCCCCUCCUCUAGGAUCAUGCAUGUUUGAAUGGAACCGGCAGCUGGAAGGCUGCUGGUUACGUUAGCUUAGUAGAACCCCCCUCCUCUAGGAUCAUGCAUGUUUGAAUGGAACCGGCAGCUGGAAGGCUGCUGGUUACGUUAGCUUAGUAGAACCGCCUCCUCUAGGAUCAUGCAUGUUUGAAUGGAACCGGCAGCUGGAAGGCUGCUGGUUACGUUAGCUUAGUAGAACCGCCUCCUCUAGGAUCAUGCAUGUUUGAAUGGAACCGGCAGCUGGAAGGCUACUGGUUACGUUAGCUUAGUAGAACCCCCUCCUCUAGGAUCAUGCAUGUUUGAAUGGAACUGGCAGCUGGAAGGCUGCUGGUUACGUUAGCUUAGUAGAACCCCCUCCUCUAGGAUCAUGCAUGUUUGAAUGGAACCGGCAGCUGGAAGGCUGCUGGUUACGUUAGCUUAGUAGAACCCCCUCCUCUAGGAUCAUGCAUGUUUGAAUGGAACCGGCAGCUGGAAGGCUGCUGGUUACGUUAGCUUAGUAGAACCCCCUCCUCUAGGAUCAUGCAUGUUUGAAUGGAACCGGCAGCUGGAAGGCUGCUGGUUACGUUAGCUUAGUAGAACCCCCUCCUCUAGGAUCAUGCAUGUUUGAAUGGAACCGGCUACUGGUCUCUGAUCCAAUGUACCAUGUCGUGCCGUUGGGCCUUUGAGCAAGGCACUUAACCCCCCCGCAAUUGCUCUCCAUCCAGGGGCGCUGCACUGCUGCUGACCCUGUGCGUCUCAAUGUGUGUGUGUGUGUGUGUGUGUGUGUAUCUGGGGUUUUGGUUUUUGUUCUAACCAAUGGACAAUAAAGUUGUAUUCUAUUCUAUUAAAGGGGUAUUUUAGCCUAAAUCAAUUUUCACAUGUAUUUCUGGUCAAUCCACCAUGCAAACGGUCUAGAAAUAUCAUCAUUUAUCAUACGGUUGCGUCAUAGGUGUCGAAACACCCCGUCUGUCAAAAAGUCUCAUAGACUUUUCACUUUCCACCCUGCUCGUCUAGGCCAGUGAUUCCCAGAAAGCAGCAUGACUUCACCUCUCGCGCUGUUCAACCGACAGUGGACGUGUAAUUCAAAUGAUCUCUCCGUUAGUAAAUCCAUUAGCUGCUCCUCUCUGUCUGUCACUCGCUCCCUGCUCGCUCUGCAUGCACUCUGCUAAUAGUUGCUCUGGGUGUGUCUUGAGUAUCCAUAGCAAUCUCGCCUUGUCUCUCAAGUCGUUCACAGCUUUGUGGAAGUUACCUGUGACGCUGAUGUUUAGGCCGAGGUAGGUAUAGUUUUUUAGUGUGCUCUAGGGCAACAGUGUUUAGAUGGAAUUUGUAUUUGUGGUCCUGGCAACUGGACCUUUUUUGGAACACCGCUAUUUUUGUUUUACUGGGAUUUACUGUCAGGGCCCAGGUCUGACAGAAUCUGUGCAGAAGAUCUAGGUGCUGAUGUAGGUCCUCCUUGGUUGGGGACAGAAGCACCAGAUCAUCAGCAAACAGUAGACAUUUGACUUCAGAUUCGAAUAGGGUGAGGCCGGGUGCUGCAGACUGUUCUAGUGCCCUCGCCAAUUCGUUUAUAUAUAUGUUGAAGACGGUGGGGCUUAAACUGCAUCCCUGUCUCACCCCACGGCCCUGUGGAAAGAAAUGUGUGUGUUUUUUGCCAAUUUUAACCGCACACUUGUUGUUUGUGUACAUGGAUUUUAUAAUGUUGUAUGUUUUUCCCCCAACCCCACUUUCCAUCAAUUUGUAUAGCAGACCCUCAUGCCAAAUUGAGUCAAAAGCUUUUUUUGAAUCAACAAAGCAUGAGAAGACUUUGCCUUUGUUUUGUUUUGUUUGUUUGUGAAUUAGGGUGUGCAGGGUGAAUACGUGGUCUGUCGUACGGUAAUUUGGUAAAAAGCCAAUUUGACAUUUGCUCAGUACAUUGUUUUCACUGAGGAAAUGUACGAUUCUGCUGUUAAUGAUAAUGCAGAGGAUUUUCCCAAGGUUGCUGUUGACGCAUAUCCCACGGUAGUUAUUGGGGUCAAAUUUGUCUCCACUUUUGUGGAUUGGGGUGAUAAGUCUCUCUCUCUCUCUUUCUCUCUCCACAGCAUCCUCAAGUCUAUGGAGUUUGGCCCAGCUGACACCUCAGUGCAGGUACAGGGAAAACACCUCCUAUACUUCUGCAUAGCGACAGACAGACAGACUUCUGCAAAUACUGCUGAUGUGUAUUACUGUUCUCCUUUAUCUCACCACCCCCUCUCUCUGUCUCUCUCUCUCUCUGUAUCUCUUUCUGUAUAUAUCUCUAUAACCUCCUCUCUCUCUCUCUCUCUCUCUCUCUCUCUGUCUCUCUCUCUCUCUCUGUAUCUCUCUCUAUAACCUCCCCCUCUCUCUCUCUUUGUUUCUCUCUCGGUCUCUUUCUGUAUCUCUCUCUAUAACCUCCCCUCUCUGUCUCUCUUUCUGUCUCUCUCUCUAUAACCUCCCCCACUCUCUCUCUCUCUCUCUCUCUCUCCCUCUCUCUCUCUCUCUCUCUCUCUCUGUAUCUCUCUGUCUCUCUUUCUGUCUCUCUCUCUCUCUUUCUGUAUCCCACCCCCCUCCUCUCUCAGGACAUGUCUAAACCCCUGGAAGUGUUGUUGUUGGAGAAGAACCAUAGUCUGCAGUCUGAGAGUUCCUUUCUGCGCAUCGCCAACACAGAGCUGAGUGGUGAGUCAGUCUGCCCUGGGGGUUAGGGCCUGGGGGUUACAGCCUGGGACCUAAGGUGGUUACCAACACACACAGCAUUGAGUCUAGACCAGUGCUAGACUUGGACUUAAAUGAGUACCGGUGCUAAUUUUGGAUUCUUGUACUAUUUGUAUUAAGGUGCUGGAACUCUGCAAUAAUUUAAAACAAAUAUUCUAUAAGAGGUGCCAGAACUCGAGCAAUAGAAAAUGUGAGGUGCCGGGACUCAGUUUCCUUUGAGCUAGACCCAAGUCAAGCACUGGUCUAGAAGUACUCCAGAAAGUUCUGUACAGGCAACACAGAGAAAUAGUCACGUAGUGAACAUUUUAAAAUUGCAUUUUUACAGAGCAGUACUAUGAUAUGGGGGGUUGCUAGGUUGCACUGGGGGGUGGGGAUGUGUGAGUCUUUGAUCUUUGACCUGGAGUUCGAUUGGACUGGCUCGGGACAGGACCAGAAUCAGGUGGGUAGUGGAUGGAACCGGUUCUUGUCUAGAAGACUAUUCUUUUAAGUGUCAUUAAAACACUUAGCUAACACUCAAACUGACAUUCUCUGAGACAAUGAUUUAUUCUGUCUGAAUGCUCUUAAUAUAGUAUCACUAGAAAAACAACAGCAAGAAACCAACCCGUCAUACGAUGUGGAUUGAAUAAAGACUGGAGCUCAUAAAAUGUAUACGUUUCAUAGACAUUCCCACGUGUUUCAGUGUGUGAGGGGGAUGGAGUGAGUGACUGAAAAUUAGGGUUCAGUGCCUCUCCCUCAGCACUAGCUGUGUUUCAAAUGUCAUCGGUGUUAUCUGAAGGCCUGGGACCCCCCCCCCCCCCCCCCCCAAAAAAAAAAAAAUUCAUUUAAAAAAAUAAACUAUACACUGGAUUAUCAAGUAUUAAGGGUUACAACUGCCCAACCAAUGGUUUGGUCAUGGUUUUUUUAUUGAAAUAUUUGCUCCUCUAUUCAGAUUAGGUCCAUAUUUUUGCUGCUUCAAGUGUCAGGGUUAAAUAUACUGGAGGGUUCAUAUUAAAAUGUGUGCGGUGGGUAUGAUUAUUCCAUGUUCAGGGUUGACAGAAUUCAGGUAGAGGGGAUGUUCACUGAUGAUCUUUUCAUGUUAAAGUUAGCUGCACAACAUCUUGCAUACCAGAGAUUAGAAAACAUCAGCUUUUGUGAUAAUUGGAGGUUCCUGUACAAUCUACCUGGCAACAUGCUCAGUUUAUAAUGAGAGGUUCCUGUACAAUCUACCUGGCAACAUGCUCCGUUUUAGGAAGCCAGAGUGCUUGACUGUCAACAGUGCUGUGCAGUCUCUACAUUUGGCAUAACAUUUUCUCCAAGUUAUUGCAUUCAAUGACUUUGGCCAUUUUUAUCAAGACAGUUUUUUUUUUGGGACACAAGCAAUUUUUCUUCAGUAUCUCGAAAGAUAAAAAUGUCUAAUGCCGUAACUGGAAUGGAAUGACUAAGUAACCCAGAAAGACUGCAACAUCAAAUGUGUUAAUAACAUGACAACAUCAACGUGUUAAUUACAUGACUUUUUUCUGGAGCUAAAGACUGAACCAAGGAUUCAUAAAAAGGCAAUCUAGUUCCUCCUGACAAUGGGCCAUCACAACCAGAUCCUUCACCCUUACAGACAACCAAUCAAAGUACUCUAUACUGCCAUUAGGCCCAAUCAGAUCCACUGUUAUACUGUAGCGGUGCAGCCACUCCAACAAUGGGCCCUGAACAUAGUGAACACAAGUAACCUAGUGAAGAGAGACAGUGGGAGGCCUGACUGAACCCCUCCCUGCCUGCCAGACUCAGGCCUGCUGACUGGACCCCUCCCUGCCUGCCAGACUCAGGCCUGCUGACUGGACCCCUCCCUGCCUGCCAGACUCAGGCCUGCUGACUGGACCCCUCCCUGCCUGCCAGACUCAGGCCUGCUGACUGGACCCCUCCCUGCCUGCCAGACUCAGGCCUGCUGACUGGACCCCUCCCUGCCUGCCAGACUCAGGCCUGCUGACUGGACCCCUCCCUGCCUGCCAGACUCAGGCCUGCUGACUGGACCCCUCCCUGCCUGCCAGACUCAGGCCUGCUGACUGGACCCCUCCCUGCCUGCCAGACUCAGGCCUGCUGACUGGACCCCUCCCUGCCUGCCAGACUCAGGCCUGCUGACUGGACCCCUCCCUGCCUGCCAGACUCAGGCAAGCUGACUGGACCCCUCCCUGCCUGCCAGACUCAGGCAAGCUGACUGGACCCCUCCCUCCCUGCCUGCCAGACUCAGGCAAGCUGACUGGACCCCUCCCUCCCUGCCUGCCAGACUCAGGCAAGCUGACUGGUCCCCUCCCUCCCUGCCUGCCAGACUCAGGCAAGCUGACUGGUCCCCUCCCUCCCUGCCUGCCAGACUCAGGCAAGCUGACUGGACCCCUCCCUGCCUGCCAGACUCAGGCAAGCUGACUGGUCCCCUCCCUCCCUGCCUGCCAGACUCAGGCCUGCUGACUGGACCCCUCACUGCCUGCCAGACUCAGGCAAGCUGACUGGACCCCUCCCUGCCUGCCAGACUCAGGCAAGCUGACUGGACCCCUCACGGCCUGCCAGACUCAGGCAAGCUGACUGGUCCCCUCCCUCCCUGCCUGCCAGACUCAGGCAAGCUGACUGGUCCCCUCCCUCCCUGCCUGCCAGACUCAGGCAAGCUGACUGGUCCCCUCCCUCCCUGCCAGACUCAGGCAAGCUGACUGGACCCCUCCCUGCCUGCCAGACUCAGGCAAGCUGACUGGUCCCCUCCCUCCCUGCCUGCCAGACUCAGGCCUGCUGACUGGACCCCUCCCUGCCUGCCAGACUCAGGCCUGCUGACUGGACCCCUCCCUGCCUGCCAGACUCAGGCCUGCUGACUGGACCCCUCCCUGCCUGCCAGACUCAGGCCUGCUGACUGGACCCCUCCCUGCCUGCCAGACUCAGGCCUGCUGACUGGACCCCCCACUCCCUGCCUGCCAGACUCAGGCAAGCUGACUGGACCCCUCCCUCCCUGCCUGCCUGACUCAGACUGGGCAGCAACCAUUUUGUCUGGUUUAAGUGCUUCCUUUUUUUAUUCCAAGCUGUCGCUUACAAGAAAGGUACAAAUCACAAAUGCUUGGGCAUCUUGUCUGGGGGGUUUAUCAAAAAACAGAGAAAGAAAAUCGAUUUAUAAAAAAUAAAAUAACACUUUUUACCUUAAAAAUAAACAACAUAUUUUUUUUUGGACCCCUUUUUUGUUGACUCCCCCAUAAUGCAUUGUGUUUGACCUUUCUUGUAGGGUCAGCCGGGCGGAAAGGGAAAGAGGCAUCCAUGGAGGAGACCACCACACCCAGUACCCCCUCCCUGCCUCCUCCUCUUCUCCCCCCCUCCCCCCAGCUCCUCCUGCCCCGAACCCCCACUGACCCUCCUAACACCUCCACUACCAACGGGACACACCCCUUCACCCCCACGGGUAUCGGCCAGGACUUCUACAGCCCCCCCUUCCCUCUGGUGGGGGGAAAGAUGUCCCUCAACUCCCUCCUGCAGCGCCAGCUCAUGCAGACGUUCUACUCAAAAGCCCUGCAGGAGUCCACUCAGGGAGCAGCUCUACUGUUCGCCCCUGUCCACUACACCUCUACCUCCACCCCUGGCUCUGGCUCUAGCCCUGUCCCCCUCUCAGCCAGCCCCCUGCCCCCCCAGCAGUCUCCUGCAGGCCCAGAAGUGAACGGUAGUGGCAGUGCCCCGUCCCCCUCUCCCAGCCAGUGUGAGGGGACCGGGGGCAGUGUGUCUGACAGGGAGGACAUGGACACCUCAGAGAUCGCCCGGCAGAUCAAGGAGCAGCUGAUUAAACACAACAUUGGCCAGCGGGUGUUUGGCCACUAUGUACUGGGCCUGUCCCAGGGCUCGGUCAGUGAGAUCCUGGCUCGGCCCAAACCCUGGAGCAAGCUGACCAUCCGGGGGAAAGAGCCCUUCCACAAAAUGAGGCAGUUCCUGUCUGACGAGCAGAACAUCCUGGCACUACGCAGCAUCCAGGGACGUCAGAGAGGUGAGAGGUCUGCCUGUCUGUCUGUCUGUCUGCCUGUCUGUCUGUCUGUGUAUCUGUGCAUGUUCACAAACUUUUCCAUCUAUUAGUUGUGUUACGUCAGUGAGGGUCUGUUGCUUUAGUCAUCCAGAAAGGCCUCCAAGCCUCCCUUAACCAUCCAUGAUCAAUACUGAAACCUUUCACGCAUCAAUAGUAUAUACUGAGAGGAGGGAAGGGUCACAUGGUUUACCACGGUCACAUUCGAUUGGUUUACCACGGUCACAUUCGAUUGAUUGGCCAUGCCUGCUUUUCUUUCCGCGUCCGAGCAUUUUAUUUCUGCUCCGUGUGUUUCAGGGAGUGGACAGACAGAUCUGGCUUUAACUGACUUCACCAUUUGUUUAAGCUGUCAGUCCUAGGUUGAAUGUCCUUGUUGACUCUGAGACUUAGCCACUUGUCCUAUGUUCACCCUGUCGUACAGUUCAGUAGCUGUGUGUUGUCAUUUUGUGGAACAUGUUUUAUUGACACACAACAGAGAAAUGAAAUACAGGUGCACAUCAAAGCAGAAAGUUGGCGUGAAGUUGGAGCAACAUGUGUUGUUGUUUUGACAGAGAGCCCAGGCCAGCCCCUUAGCCACGCAUUACAGGAUUCACCGAAGCAGAGAGCCAGCUCUGACCAAGCCUCGCGGACAGGUCUGUCCCUACACACACACACACACACACUUCUGUUUCUGUCCUUGUGGCGUGGUGUGGGUGGAGUGGAGUGUUGGAUAGAGUGUGCCUGUGUUGUGCAUGUAACUGUCAUACUCCUAACCUCGCUUCUCCCUCCCUCUCCACACUCAUACUGACUCAUACUGGCUCAUACUGGCUCAUACUGACUCAUACUGACUCAUACUGACUCAUACUGGCUCAUACUGACUCAUACUGACUCAUACUGACUCAUACUGGCUCAUACUGACUCAUACUGGCUCAUACUGGCUCAUACUGGCUCAUACUGACUCAUACUGGCUCAUACUGACUCAUACUGGCUCAUACUGACCCAUACUGACUCAUACUGACUCAUACUGGCUCAUACUGACCCAUACUGACUCAUACUGGCUCAUACUGACUCAUAGUAGCUCAUACUGGCUCACACUGACUCAUACUGACUCAUACUGGCUCAUACUGGCUCAUACUGACUCAUACUGGCUCAUACUGACUCAUACUAGCUCAUACUGGCUCAUAUCAUACUGACUCAUACUGGCCUGGAAAUGUAAAAGCAGAGUAGUGUGUGAGGCGUUAAAGGAUGUAGGAACAGAAGGAUACACACUCCCAAUACUGUUCCACAGUGUGUAUAAUUGUCUCAAUACUGUUCCACAGUGUGUGUAAUUGAGAGUUUAUGAGCAGACAGUAGGUUUCAGUGGGGAGUGCUGCUAACUAGUGAACUCAAUGUGUCUGUUUAGGAUUGCCCGUCCUAGUUUGACAUGAACAAAAACUAUAAAAACAGCAUCUCAAUGACACAGGAAAGUAUGUCAGUUACUCUCACGGCCUGACCUUCACUUUCCUUUUGUAUUUUAGCCAUGGUGGGUUGAGCAUGGCCUUUGGCACGAAUUAACCCCAAAAUAGUUUCAUUAUUUCCAGAUCAACCCACUGUUCCGGUUGACACUUGUAUCCCAGUUACCCCUCUCUUUGUUGCCCCGUAGCCAGCAGGCCUAAGCACCGGGGGGGGGGGGGGGGGGGCAGCUGUAGGGGGGGGGCAGCUGUAGGGUGACCCCUAUCCGUCUGCCUGCCUCUUGUCAGUCACAGUGCUGAUUGAAGCCUCUGUUGUGUACCGACUACCUACUGUAACUACUGUAACUAACUACUGUAACUACUGUACUCACUAACUACUCUACCUACUGUACUCACUACCUACUGUAACUACUGUACUCACUACCUACUGUACCUAUUAACUACUGUACCUAUUAACUACUGUACCUAUUAACUACUGUACCUAUUAACUACUGUAACUGCUGUAACUACUGUACCUAUUAACUACUGUAACUACUGUACCUAUUAACUACUGUACCUAUUAACUACUGUACCUAUUAACUACUGUAACUACUGUACCUAUUAACUACUGUACCUAUUAACUACUGUACCUACUGUACCUAUUAACUACUGUACCUAUUAACUACUGUAACUGCUAUAACUACUGUAACUAUUAACUACUGUACCUAUUAACUACUGUAACUACUGUACCUAUUAACUACUGUAACUACUGUACCUACUGUACCUAUUAACUACUAAACUACUGUACCUAUUAACUACUGUACCUAUUAACUACUGUACUACUGUACCUAUUAAUACGUACUAUUAACUACUGUACCUAUUAACUAAUGUAACUGCUGUACCUAUUAACUACUGUAACUACUGUAACUACUGUACCUAUUAACUACUGUAACUACUGUACCUAUUAACUACUGUACCUAUUAACUACUGUACCUAUUAACUACUGUACCUAUUAACUACUGUAACUACUGUACCUAUUAACUACUGUACCUAUUAACUACUGUAACUACUGUACCUAUUAACUACUGUACCUAUUAACUACUGUACCUAUUAACUACUGUACCUAUUAACUACUGUAACUACUGUACCUAUUAACUACUGUACCUAUUAACUACUGUAACUAAUGUACCUAUUAACUAACUGUACCUAUUAACUACUGUAACUACUGUACCUAUUAACUACUGUAACUACUGUACCUAUUAACUACUGUACCUAUUAUCUACUGUACCUACUGUACCUAUUAACUACUGUACAUAUUAACUACUGUACCUACUGUACCUAUUAACUACUGUACCUAUUAACUACUGUAACUACUGUACCUACUGUACCUAUUAACUACUGUAACUACUGUACCUAUUAACUACUGUACCUAUUAACUACUGUACCUACUGUACCUAUUAACUACUGUACCUAUUAACUACUGUACCUAUUAACUACUGUAACUGCUGUACCUAUUAACUACUGUAACUACUGUAACUACUGUACCUAUUAACUACUGUAACUACUGUACCUAUUAACUACUGUACCUAUUAUACUACUGUAACUACUGUACCUAUUAACUACUGUACCUAUUAACUACUGUACCUAUUAACUACUGUAACUACUGUACCUAUUAACUACUGUAACUACUGUACCUAUUAAACUACUGUAACCUACUUACUACUGUAACUACUGUACUGUUCUCUGUACCUACUGUAAACGGACGCUUGUAAACGCCAAGUAUUAUCCGACCUACCUGUACACAAACUAUGUAACUACUGUAUACUGUAAGUCCUAUUAAACUACUGCUAAAUGCAUAUUAUAUUACUAUAUUACUCACUGACCUAUUAACUACUGUACUAUUAACUACUGUACUUGUACCUAUAACUACUUACUACUGUACCUAUUAACUACUGUACCUAUACUACUGUAACUCUGUACCAUUAACUACUUAACUACUGUAACUACUGUACCUAUUAACUACUGUAACUACUUACCAUUAACUACUGUACCAUGUAACUGACUGUACCUAUUAACUACUGUAAACUAUUUACCUAACUGUACCUAUUAACUACUGUACUAUGUAACUAUGUAACUACUGUACCUAUUAACUACUGUACCUACUGUACCUAUUAAACUACUGAUGUACCUUAACUGUACUACUGUACCUAUUAACUACUAUUAACUACUGUAAACUGUAACUGUAUGUAACCUACUGUACAACUACUUUACUGUAAUACUUACUAUUAACUACUGUACCUAUUAAUUAACUGUACUACUGUAACCUAUUAACUAUGUACCUAUUAACUACUUAACUGUACUAUAACUACUGUACUGCUGACCUACUGUACCUAUUAACUACUGUACUACUGUACCUAUUAACUACUGUACCUAUACUAUUAACUACUGUACCAUUAACACUGUACCUAUUAACUACUGUAACCUACUGUACCUAUUAACUACUGUACCUAUUAACUACUGUAACUACUGUACCUAUUAACUACUGUACCUAUUAACUACUGUACUAUUAACUACUGUACCUAUUAACUACUAUUACUACUGUAACCUUUAACUACUGUACCUAUUAACUACUGUACCUAUUAACUACUGUAACACUUACUUAACUACUGUAACUACUGUACCUAUUAACUACUGUACCAUUAACUACUGUAACUACUGUACCUAUUAAACUCCUAUAACUACUGUACUACUUAACUAUGACUUGUACCUAUUAACUACUGUACCUACUGUACCUAUAACUACUGUACUAUUAACUACUGUACCUAUAUAACUACUGUACUAUUAACUUACUGUACCUAUUACCUAAACUACUGUACCUAUUAACUCUGUUAAUGAUCUGUACCUAUUAACUACUGUACCUAUUAACCUUACUAUGUACCUAUUAACUACUGUACUACUAUAACUACUGUACCAUUAACUACUGUAAACUACUUAACCUGUAACUACUGUACAUAUUAACUACUGUACCUAUUAACUACUGUAAACUGACUAUUAACUACUGUACCUUUUACUGUACUUGUACCUAUAAACUUAAUACUACUCUAUAACUUACUGUACCUAUUAACUCUGUUAACUACUGUACCUAUUAACUACUGUAACUAUUAACGUGAACUGACCUAUUAACUACUGUACCUACUGUACCUUUAAUACUGUACCUUUAACUGAUUACCUGUACUAUUAAACUAAUGUACAUCUAUUAACUACUGUACCUAUUAACUACUGUAAUACUACUGUACUAUUAACUACUGUACUCUUAAUUAACUACUGUACCUAUUAACUACUGUUAACUACUGUACCUAUUAACUACUGUACCUAUUAAUACUUUACUUAUUUAAUACUGCUAACCUGUAAGCUUACUCGUACUAUUAACUACUGUAUACGACUAUUAACUACUGUACCUAUUACUAUGUCUUUAACUACUGUACUAUUAAUACUGUACCUUUAUACUGUACUAUAACUACUGUACCUAUUAACUACUGUACUUAACUACUGUACCUAUUAAUAUGUACUACUGUACUAACUACUGUACCUAUUAAUACUGUACCUAUGUAAACUUACUUAACUACUUACUGUAACUAUUACUACUUACUGUACCUAUUAACUACUGUACCUAUUAACUACUGUAACUACUGUACCUAUUAACUAUGUACUAUAACUACUUAAACUACUGUACUAUAACUACUGUACCUAUUAACAUUAACUCUGAACUACUGUACCUAUAACUACUGUACUACUGUACCUAUUAACACUGUACUAUUAAUACUGUACUCUUAACUACUGUACUAUAACUACUGUAGUACUGUCUUUAAAUACUUACCAUUAAUACUGUACCAUAACUACUGUACCUUAACUACUUACACGUAAUUAACUAUGUACUACUACUGACUAUAACUACUGUACUAUUAACUGUACUCUGUACCUUAAUAGCAUAAUUGUACUAUAACUCUAUUAAUACGUCUAUUAUAGACUACUUACAUAUUACACCACUGCUACCUGAUUAACCUACUGUACCUAUUAACUCUAUUAACUACUGUACCUAUUAACUACUGUCUGACUGCAGUGUCUUUGUAGAUCAACUAUAAUACUGCAUCUUUGGAAACAGUACCUGUUUGAAGUUACCUUUCACUUGGUGGUAUGUCUAACCUCCCUCCCUCUCUCCCCCUGUCCAGGUAACAUCACCACACGUAUCCGUACUCCAGAGUGUGGUUCAGACGACGCCAUCAAGUCUAUCCUGGAGCAGGCCAAGAGAGAGCUGCAUGUGCAGAAAUCUAGUGAGUGUCCACUCCUCUCUGCACUCUGGUGGAAUAGGAUGACAGUUGUUCCCGCUCUGGUGGAAUAGGAUGACAGUUGACCCCCGCUCUGGUGGAAUAGGAUGACAGUUGUCCCCGCUCUGGUGAAAUAGGAUGACAGUUGUCCCCGCUCUGGUGGAAUAGGAUGACAGUUGUCCCCUCUGGUGGAAUAGGAUGACAGUUGUCCCCUCUGGUGGAAUAGGAUGACAGUUGUCCCCACUCUGGUGGAAUAGGAUGACAGUUGUCCCCAUUCUGGUGGAAUAGGAUGACAGUUGUCCCCACUCUGGUGGAAUAGGAUGACAGUUGUCCCCAUUCUGGUGGAAUAGGAUGACAGUUGUCCCCACUCUGGUGGAAUAGGAUGACAGUUGUCCCCACUCUGGUGGAAUAGGAUGACAGUUGUCCCCUCUGGUGGAAUAGGAUGACAGUUGUCCCCACUCUGGUGGAAUAGGAUGACAGUUGUCCCCACUCUGGUGGAAUAGGAUGACAGUUGUCCCCUCUGGUGGAAUAGGAUGACAGUUGUCCCCACUCUGGUGGAAUAGGAUGACAGUUGUCCCCACUCUGGUGGAAUAGGAUGACAGUAGAUGAUCCAGUGUAUAUACAGUGCAUUUGGAAAGUAUUCAGACCCCUUCCCCUUUUCCACAUUUUGUUUACGUUACAGCCUUAUUCUAAAAUUGAUUAAAUCAUUUUUUCCCCUCAAUCAAGGUGUCUGAAUACUUUUCGAAUUUACUGUAUAUAGUGGUGUAUCUUAUUCAAAGACAUGACUGAAUGGUCUAAGAAGUUAGUAUCCUCAACUUACUCAGAAUUGGCUGUUAGCAUUGUGUGUGUGUGUGUGUGUGUGUGUGUGUGUGUGUGUGUGUGAGAUAUUCAUUUCUCCUUUCUCCCUCCAGCAGACUUCUCCCAUGGUCCUUCUCCUGGUGGGGGGCUGAGAGGAGGAGGAGGAGGCGGUGGUUCGGACGAGGCCAUCCGCUCCAUCCUAGAACAAGCUCGAAGAGAGAUGGAGGCCCAACAGGCUGCUGUGGAGCCCAUCCUCAAAGCCUCCUCCUCUUCCUCCUCCUCCUCCUCCUCUCACUCCCAGAGGGACUUCCUGGUGUCCCAUCUGGCUGCCUACACCCCUCUGGCUCUCUCCCUGAAGAAACCCCCCACCGCCCUCCCAGUCUCCCCCUACUCGCCAUCUACAGUCCUGGACUUCAGCUCCGGUGUGAAGAGGGAGGACAGGGGAGUGUCGGUGCCAGACGGGGUGCCCAGGCUGAGUCUGAGCUCCGAGGGGUCUGCCCGGGCUGGAGGGGGGCACUGGAGGGAGCAGUGGUGGAGCAACAUGAACCCAGACCCCCGCAGAGUUACACCCACACUGGGGGGAGAGGAGAACCACACCCAGGAGGACUCUAAAGAGGUGAGUACCACAGUCAGAAUAAACACACAAACCCUGGGUGAGACCACAGUGACUCACUACUGAAGAGGAGGGGGGGGGGUUCUGGAAUGUCUGUCCACAUUUAUCACAGCCAUCCAGACUCCCAUUCUGUCUGUUAGUGUCUCACAGACAACAUUUAAAUCAACCCAGCUCUCAAGUAAUCACUCAGCUUUGAUCUCAAUACAAUUCAUAAUAUGUGUAACCUAGUUAAUGUGUGUGCUUAUGUCUCUGUAUCUGUUUAGCCAUUCCAGAACGUGUACGAGUGACUGACAUAUUUUUUUUUUGUGUGUGUGUUUUAGGCACUGGCUUUGUCCCUGGGAAGCAUUUGUGAUGGUCUGGGGUCUCGGCAUAAACCCUGGAGCAAGAUGCAGCUGUGGCUGAACGGUGACCUGGGCCAGAACACACACAUCAAGCCUGCUCACAACCAAGGUAAUGCACUGUGUGUGUGUGUGUAUUGACAAACAACUGACUGACUGUAUGGCUGACGAUCAUCUCUCAAUCAGGCCCCACCCCAACUUACAGUCAGCUGCUGAGCUGUAAAUGAACACAAUUACGCUGCUGGCUCAUAUGCAGCUCCACACAUUUACAUUUACAUUUUAGUCAUUUAGCAGACGCUCUUAUCCAGAGCGACUUACAGUUAGUGAAUACAUUAUUAUUAUUAUUAUUUUUUUUUUAUACUGGCCCCCCGUGGGAAUCGAACCCACAACCCUGGCGUUGCAAACGCCAUGCUCUAUCAACUGAGCUACAUCCCUGCCGGCCAUUCCCUCCCCUACCCUGGACGACGCUGGGCCAAUUGUGCGCCGCCCAUGAGUCUCCCGGUCGCGGCCGGCUGCGACAGAGCCUGGAUUCGAACCAGGAUCUCUAGUGGCACAGUUAGCACUGCGAAGCAGUGCCUUAGACCACUGCGCCACUCAGGAGACACAGCCCUGGGUGAGAGCACUGCUAUGGAGCGAGAUAUCUGCAAAAGGUUGAACGUACGUAUUAUUAGGAUCAUAAGAAAAGCCAUGCGUGAAACACGAAACGUAAACGUCAAAUUAGAUCUGUAAACUUAAAAACCGGAUGUUACGACUACGAAUGAACAUUUACACGUUCAAUUCAUACUUUACGUCUCCCUUUACUCGGUUACAGAUCUUUUUUUUAUACGUACAAACUUUUGACAGGAAUGGGGCAUCUGCAAAGGACAUGAACCGGACGUAGCUAGCCGAAGUUGGCUAGUCAAUCAAGCAACUCUAGCCCAGACGUUAAGAGUUGCUUUGCAGCCUCCGGUUUCAUUUCCAAAAUAAAAGUCUAGACCUUGUUUUAGAACUGCAUUCGUUAAGGACGUUAUUUAUACCAGCAGAUGGCGUAGUAUAGGUUUAUUUAUACCAGCAGAUGGCGUAGUAUAGGUUUAUUUAUACCAGCAGAUGGCGUAGUAUAGGUUUGGGCCUUCAGCAAAUGACUUGUGUGAGACACAGAAGAGCCUUGUCUAGAAUCACCGCCUGAGCUGCAACAUAGAAAGUAAAUAUGAUUUAGAAUGAUGAGUUGCGCGCAUCAUGCAUGCUCUGCACUUUAUUUGGCUUCUACUUUUAACAUUAUGUGCUUUGGCACCCUCAUUGCCCCAAUAUGUCUCUGUCAAAAAAGAGAAAAGUGGACGCAGAGUGCAGAGUGUUCCAAGAAAAAUGGUCAUCCUAUUUAAUCACGGAAUUGAAUGGGAAAGCUGUAUGUUUGGUGUGUUCAGAGCAUGUUGCAGUGCUGAAAGAAUAUAACCUUCGUCGCCACUAUGUGAGUCUUCAUGCCGACAAAUAUGACAACUUUCAAGGACAGCGGAGAUGAGAGAAGGUGAAUGAACUGUUGGCGGGUCUGAAGAAACAGCAGUCUGUGUUUACUCACAGCCGAGACAUCAGUGACGCUGCAGUGAAAGCUAGCUACCUCAUUGCUAAUGAAAUCGCAGUGGCUUCAAAACCAUUUAGUGAGGGUGAAUUUGUAAAAACAUGCAUGAUGAAGGCAGCGGAGAUUGUGUGCCCUGAAAAGCGGCAGGCUUUUGCAAAUAUCAGCCUGACAAGAAACACAGUUGCAGACAGGAUUUCCGAUCUUUCAGUGGAUUUGGACAGCCAGUUGAAGCAAAAAGUAAAGUCAUUUAUUGCGUUUUCGGUUGCAAUUGAUGAAAGCAUGGACAUUAGAUGUUGCACUACUGGCCAUUUUUUCAUCCGCGGAGUUGAUGACACAUUGACCGUCACCGAGGAGUUCGUGGAGUUGGUGCCGAUGACAGAUACAACGACAGCAGCUGAUAUUUUUACCGCACUCGUCGGCGCGCUGGACAGGGUCGGAGUGGACUGGUCCCGCACUGUCAGCCUGGCUACAGAUGGUGCGCCCUCAAUGAUCGGGAAAAAAAGCAGGCGUUGUGACAAAGUUCAGAGAGAAAGUGCAAUCUGCAAAUGGAGGAUGUGAUUUUUUGACUUUUCACUGUAUUUUGCACCAGGAGGCUUUGUGUUGCAAGUCAUUAAAGAUGGAUAACGUCAUGAAGGUGGUCAUCCAAACUGUUAAUUUCAUCCGAUCCAGAAGCCUGAAUCACCGUCAGUUUGACAGCCUUCUCAGAGAGAAAGACCACAUCUAUGGCCUGCCAUACCACACUGAGGUAAGAUGGUUAAGCCGAGGUGCUGUGCUGAGGCGUUUCUUUGAUUUACGAGAAGAAAUUGAACAGUUCAUGGAAGAAAAGGGCAAACCAGUGUUAGAAUUUCAUUCCGCAGAAUGGAUGCCGGACCUUGCAUUUAUGGUGGAUGUUACAGAGCACCUGAAUAACUUGAACAAACAGCUGCAAGGGCGCAACAAAGUUGUCACGCAGUAUUAUGACAGCAUACGUUCUUUCAAGUUGAAGCUGUCAUUGUGGGAGACGCAACUUGCCGGUGGUGAUGCAGCUCACUUCCCCUGUCUGAAAAAUGUGUGCGCGACCCAACAUGUGGCAGACAUGAAGCGGUUCAAAGAUAAAAUAACGGGACUGUUACGGGAGUUUGAGCAACGCUUUCAGAUUUAUGUUUAUAUGUUUUUAUGUUGAUGUGCUAUUGUUUUUAAUUGAUUUUAUUUUAUUUGUAUAUUUAACCUAUUCUUGACUCUGUGGUUCUUGCACUUGUUUGGGGAACAGGAUUUCAUUAUUUUUAUCUACAUUUCUGCCUGAGAAAUGACACCCUGAUAUAGUUCUGUGAUCUGUGAAACAGUUCUGUUAAUCACUGAGGCAUUGUGUGUUUGUGUGUUCUUUUUCUUUAGAAUUUUCAAAUAAACUUGACGUGUUUUAUGAUUAAUAGUGAUGUUGUGCUUGUACUAUUUUGGACACACUGUCCUCAGGCUCCAGCUUUAUGUUGUAUAUUGAUCGUAUUAAAACAAAGAAAACAAUCUGAAGUUGUUGUUUUUAAGUUAUAUAUACCAUGAUUUUUCCGGUCCGGCCCACUUGGGAAUAGAUUUUCCUCCAUGUGGCCCCUGAGCUAAAAUGAGUUUGACACCCCUGCUCUAAAGGGUGUUAUUGUACGUCAGAAUUGCAACACAAGAUUUGUUCAAGCCUAAAAUGUUAGUCCGUAACUGAACAUGGUGUUUGUAUGUUCACAGAUGAAAUUGUAUGUUUCAUGUUUCACGCAUUGCUUUUCUUACAAUCCUAACAAUUACGUAUGGAUUUUCUUACGAUCCUAACGAUACGUACGUUCAAACUUUUGGCAGGUAUCUGGCUUUAUACACUGCUCUCUUAGCCUGUUGAUAGCUGGGGGGUUGCUGCCAUCAUGUCACCCCUUCCCUCCCCCCUCCCUCCAUCCAUCCCCUCCCUCCUCCCUCUCCCUUCCCUCCCCCUCCUCCCUCUCUCUCUCUCCCCCUCCCUCCCCAGCCCUGUUUUCAGGCCUCUGGGUGAGAGAUGGCAGCAGGGUCUCUUUCUCCAGGCACAAAGAGGACGUAACCCACACUGACAGCUCUCCAUGAUUGCUCCAUUCCAGCCUUCUGCAAAACAGGACAGAGACGGGGAGGUGGGAGGGGACAGAGGGAGAGCGAUGGAAAGGGAGUGGGAGAAGGAGAGAUGCAGAUACCCUAUCCUACCCUAACACUAUGAAUAGAUCCCUUUUGUUGUUUGCAGAUCUGAAGGAACUGGAUAAGGUCUUCCUAUGAGUUUAGAGGAGAUUCAGCCAUAUUGUUAAUAUCUCUCUCUCAGACCUGCCAACACUGAGGGCUUUGAGGGGAUGGAGGUUUCCUUCUGAAUUUACUUGUUGACUCUAUCAGUGUUUAUUAAUCCUGGUCCUGGGGACCCAAAGGGGGCCCUAGCACUACACACCUCAUUCCACUAUUCAGCUCAUCGUCAAGUCGUUGGCCAAGUGCUAGGGCAAACACAAAUGUUCACCCCUUUGGGUCCUACGGACCAGGAUUAAGAAACACUUAAUUCAAGGGAUACUUUGGGAUUUUGGCAACUUCCCCAGAGUCAGAUGAACUCAUGGACACCAUUUUUGUCUCUAUGUCCAGUAUGAGGUAAUUUCGUGAACCAAUGCUAACUAGCGUUAGCGCAAUGACUGGAAGUCUAUGGGUAUUUACUAGCAUGCAUACCGUACUAACCUACUGUACUGUCUGCUCCUGCCCUGUGUUUCCUCUCUCCUCCAGCAGAGGGCACUCCCAGCCAGACCUCAGCCAGCUGCAGCCCUGCCCCGGAGUCUCCACUGAGCUCUGCUGAGGAGUCACUCAAUGGUUUAGGGGGGGACCGGGACCCUCUAGCCACCCCGGCCCCGUCUCUGGAGCCCCCAUCUGGUGAGCCCUCAGGGGGUGAGUCCCAGCCUGGCACGCCCCUGCCCCUCCCCGGCCCCAUCACAGGCCUCAGCAUCCAGGAGACGAUAGCCACGUCCCCAGAACUGGACACCUACGUCAUCACCAAGAAGGUCAAGGAGGUGCUGACCGAUAACAACCUUGGUGAGACUCACAGCUUUUACGAUACCUUCAGUCUCUAUCUGUUCCCUUUUCUCCUUCCCUCUCGCUCUCUUCCCUACUUUAUUAUUUCUCUCCUAUUUCCUAUUUGUAUUUUCCUCUUUUGUCAUUCUUAGUUUUUUGUCUAAUUCUUUCCUUUUAGAUUAAUCUCCAAAUACAAGCUUGGAUUUCCCAAUCCCAUGGUAGUCUAUCCAGACCUCCAGGCUGACCCCCUGUCUCUCUACUCUCUCUCCCCCCAGGGCAGCGUCUGUUUGGGGAGAGUAUCCUGGGUCUGACCCAGGGCUCGGUGUCUGAUCUGCUGGCUCGGCCCAAGCCCUGGCACAAGCUCAGUCUAAAGGGACGUGAGCCCUUCGUCCGCAUGCAGCUCUGGCUGCAGGACCCACACAAAGUGGAGAAGCUGAUGGACAUGAAACGUCUGGAGAAAAAAGGUAAUGAUCUCUCUCUGUCUCUGUCUCUCUCUCUCUCUGUCGCUCUCUCUGUCUCUGUCGCUCUCUGUCUCUCUGUCGCUCUCUGUCUCUGUCUCUCUUUCUGUCUCUCUCUCUCUCUCUCACACACACACACAUAGACAGACAGACAGACCAAACACACCCCGGUGUGCUGUUAGGACCGAUUAUGGACACGGACAAUGAUUUGCUUUAUUGGAUGUGACAGGCUUACAGUCAUCAUCGUCAUCAUCAUAUUCUUCAUCAAUUAUAAACAGCAGCAGUCAGCGAUUACUAUCAUUUUUCCUCCCCUUACUGCACUGAUCCAUUCAUCCACUGCUUCCUGGUUCCAUUCAUCCACUGCUUCCUGGUUCCGUUCAUCCACUGCUACCUGGUUCCAUUCAUCCACUGCUUCCUGGUUCUGUUCAUCCACUGCUUCCUGGUUCCAUUCAUCCACUGCUUCCUGGUUCCGUUCAUCCACUGCUACCUGGUUCCAUUCAUCCACUGCUUCCUGGUUCCGUUCAUCCACUGCUUCCUGGUUCUGUUCAUCCACUGCUACCUGGUUCCAUUCAUCUACUGCUUCCUGGUUCCAUUCAUCCACUGCUUCCUGGUUCAAUUCAUCCACUGCUACCUGGUUCCAUUCAUCCACUGCUUCCUGGUUCCAUUCAUCCACUGCUUCCUGGUUCUGUUCAUCCACUGCUUCCUGGUUCCAUUCAUCCACUGCUUCCUGGUUCUGUUCAUCCACUGCUUCCUGGUUCCGUUCAUCCACUGCUUCCUGGUUCUGUUCAUCCACUGCUACCUGGUUCCAUUCAUCCACUGCUUCCUGGUUCCAUUCAUCCACUGCUUCCUGGUUCCGUUCAUCCACUGCUUCCUGGUUCCGUUCAUCCACUGCUUCCUGGUUCCAUUCAUCUAUUGCUUCCUGGUUCCAUUCAUCCACUGCUUCCUGGUUUCCACAUAGUCUCUAUCUUCCUAGUGAGACGCCGUUGCAUGCAUGAAAUAAACACAUAGUGUUUCUGUAACUAAGAGCGUUGAAGCGCGAGGCUAAACGUCUCUGCUGUUCUGGUCCCAUAGACACUAGACGUCUCUGCUGUUCUGGUCCCAUAGACACUAAACGUCUCUGCUGUUCUGGUCCCAUAGACACUAGACGUCUCUGCUGUUCUGGUCCCAUAGACACUAGACGUCUCUGCUGUUCUGGUCCCAUAGACACUAAACGUCUCUGCUGUUCUGGUCCCAUAGACACUAAACGUCUCUGCUGUUCUGGUCCCAUAGACACUAGACGUCUCUGCUGUUCUGGUCCCAUAGACACUAAACGUCUCUGCUGUUCUGGUCCCAUAGACACUAAACGUCUCUGCUGUUCUGGUCCCAUAGACACUAAACGUCUCUGCUGUUCUGGUCCCAUAGACACUAAACGUCUCUGCUGUUCUGGUCCCAUAGACACUAAACGUCUCUGCUGUUCUGGUCCCAUAGACACUAAACGUCUCUGCUGUUCUGGUCCCAUAGACACUAGACGUCUCUGCUGUUCUGGUCCCAUAGACACUAGAUUGUAGCAACGUGAAGCGCACCCCUGCACAUGCGCUGAUACUCUGUAUGACUGUGUGAGAGUAAAGUCUUGCAUCGCGCUCAUCUAAAUAUCUGCGGUACUAUUCGUUGCAACAUCAUCUCGCUGAGUCUAAAUGUAAUGAUCUUUCUUGCAUUGAUUAGAUUUAGCUUACACUUCUAUCAGAGUAGGAAGGACGUCACUGCUCUGUUCCUCUCACGGCUGUACUGAAGAUAGAUGGCUAUGCUUGAAAGGACAAAAGAGGCAAAGUCAUGGACACCAGCUGUUUGGUCUUUAUUUAGUGUUAGGGUUAAAAUACACAGAGUGGCUGGUGUUUUCAGAAGGCAGUAUGUGGCCAGCAGGCCUGGCGUCCUCUAGCCUGGGUACCAGUCUGUUUCUGGUCUCUUUAAUAUAGCCUGGGUACCAGUCUGUUUCUGGUCUCUUUAAUAUAGCCUGGGUACCAGUCUGUUUCUGGUCUCUUUAAUAUAGCCUGGGUACCAGUCUGUUUCUGGUCUCUUUAAUAUAGCCUGGGUACCAGUCUGUUUCUGGUCUCUUUAAUAUAGCCUGGGUACCAGUCUGUUUCUGGUCUCUUUAAUAUAGCCUGGGUACCAGUCUGUUUCUGGUCUCUUUAAUAUAGCCUGGGUACCAGUCUGUUUCUAGUCUCUUUAAUAUAGCCUGGGUAACAGUCUGUUUCUAGUCUCUUUAAUAUAGCCUGGGUACCAGUCUGUUUCUGGUCUCUUUAAUAUAGCCUGGGUACCAGUCUGUUUCUGGUCUCUUGCCAACUCCUUAUGGAAUUGUCAUGUGAAACAAGAUUUGCUUGACAAUGCCAAUGGAGUAGGCAAAAGCACAAACAGAUCUGGGACCAGGUUACUGCUACUGGGACCAGGCCUGGCUACCCCAGCUGUCUCUGUGCGGGCGGUUAAUGAACAAUGACCCCUCACACUGAGCAUGCCCACAGCAGGCCUGGAGGUGAGAGGCUGAACCACAUGUUGGAGCUCACUGAGCGCAGGCAGCAGGGUGAAGUUGGCCCUAGUCACUGAUCAGAGGUCAGAAUAGAGCUGUGGGACCUGACCAAUAGCAGAGCUGGGAGGAAAGGCAGACAAACCAUGAGCUUGACCCUGUGUAGUGGAACACUUUGAUGCUACUGACACGUGGACAUGGCCUUGUAGGCUUGUGUUGUGUUGGAGGUUUUCUUCUCUUUUAUCGGGUCAGUGUGUCCUGUACUUUGUAGGAGAUUAAAGAAUGUCAAAUCCAUGCUGUCAUUUGCACAUUUGUAGCCUGUGGUGUUUUCAGAGGCUAACUCUGUCCUUGUAUUGCUAAAGUUAGACAUUACCGCCCCCUAGUGGGUGUUGGUACCAGUACACUGUGUUUAUCUACCACAAUAUCUCAUCCUCUCCCUGUCUCUCCCCAGCCUCCUGAAGAGGCGCCACACACUCCUGUCGCCUUUUGACGGGCCAUCUUGCUGGUCUAGCUGUGGAACCUGGCAGGGCCCAGGACACAUCUUCCUCGGCCUCAUAGCCUGGUACCAGGCACCCGCCCCCCCCUUUUUUUUGGGGCGGGGGGGUUACCCGGGGCCCGACCCGGGUCGGUGUUGAUCUGCUGGCUCGGCCCAAGCCCUGGCACAAGCCAGUCAAAAAAGGGAAACGUGGGGGCCCUUGCCCGCUUUGCAGCUCGGUGCGGACCCCCCCAAAGGGGAAGCGGGAGGGACAUAAAAAGUCGGGGAGAAAAAAAAGGUUUAAUGAUCUCUCCUGUCUUGUCUCCUCUCUCUCUGGGGCUCUCUCGUCUCUGUCGCUCUUUCCUCUGUCGCUUCUGUCUCUGUCUCUUUUUUUCGGCCUUCUUCUCUCUUUUAAACCACAAACAAAAGACAGAAAAGACAGCCCAAAACACACCCCGGUGUGCUGUUAGGAAAUUAUGGACACGGACAAGAUUGCUUUUUUGGGUUUGGACAGGCUUACUUUAUUCGUCAUCUUUAAUUAUUCUUCAAAAUUUUAAAAAACAGCAGAAAAGUCAGCGAUUACUAUCUUUUUUUCCUCCCCUUACUGAACUGACCAUUCCCCCCACUGUUUUCCGGGUUCCUUUCAUCAAUUUGUUUCCCUGGUUCCGUUCAUCCACGGGCCCCGGGUUUCCCAAAUUUCCAAAAUGUUUCCCGGGUUCUGUUCACCCAGUUCCCCGGGUUUCCAUUCAUCCCUGUUCCCGGGGUUCCCCCCGUUAACCCCACGUCCCGGGGCCCAUUCAUCCAGGCUUCUGGUUCCGUUCUCCACUGCUUCCUGGUUCUGUUCAUCCAUUUGUUUCCCCGGGUUUUCCAUUCAUCUACUGCUUCCGGGUUUCCCUUACCCACUCUCGGGUUUUAAUUCAAAAAUGCUCCCUUGGUUCCAUUCACCCAUGUUCCUGGUUCCAGUCACCCAAAUGUUUCCUGGUUCUGUUCAUCCACGUUUCCGGGUUUCCUUUUUCAUCCAUGUUCCUGGUUCGUUCAUCCACUGUUUCCCGGGUUUCCCGUUAUCCAUUGUUCCGGGUUCGGUUAAAUCCACUGUACCGGGUUUCAUAAUCCCCGCUUCCUGGUUCCAUUCACCCAAUGUUUCCGGGUUUCCGUUCUCCACUGUUCCGGGGUUCCGUUAAUCCAUGUUUCCUGGUUCCAUUCUUUCUUGUUUCCCGGGGUUCCCCAUUCAUCCACGUUUCCCGGGUUCCACAAGUCUCUAUUUUCCUAGUAGACGCCUUUGAAUCCCAUGAAAAAAACCCACUUUAGGUUUCUGUAACUAAGAGCUUUUGAAGCGGGGGCUAAAGCCCUUCUGUUCGGGUCCCAAGACACUAGACGUCUCUGCUGUUUGGCCCCAAAAGCCCAAAAAAAGUCUCGCUGUUUGGUCCCAAGAAAACUGGGAGUCUUCCCGGGUUUGGCCCCAUAGAAAACUAGACGUCUUUUGCGUUUUUUCCCAUGCACAAAAACGUUUGCGGUUUCUGGCCCCAUAGACACAAAGGGUUUCUGCUGUUUUUGGCCCCCAUAGACACUAGACGUUCUGCUGUUUGGUCCUUUAGACACUAAACGUUUUCUGUGUUCUGGCCCCAAAGGACACUAAACUCUCGGGUUCGGGUUCCCAUAGACACUAAAGGGUCUUGUUUUUGGUCCCAUGGGCCCACUAAACGUCUUGCUGUUUGGUCCCUAGACACAAAAACGCUUGCUGUUCUGGUCCCAUAGACCCUAAACGUCUCGGUUUUCUGGCCCCAAAGGGAACUGACGUCUCUGGUUUGGUCCCUAGACACAGAUUGUAGAAAAAGGGGAAGCGAAACCCCUGAAUGCGCUGAUACCGGUAGGAUGUGUGAGAGAAAGUCUUGCAUGGGGCUUUUCUAAAUAUUCUGGGGGGGUACAUUCUUUGGGAAAACAUAUCUCGCUGAGUUUUUUAAAUUUUUUUGAUUUUUCUUGCAUUGAUUAGAUUUAGCUUUACCCCCUUCCCCUAUCAGAGUGGGAAAGGGAAAACCGCAUGUCUUUUCCUCUCACGGCUUUUUUACUGAAAAAUAGAUGGAAAAUGUUUGGGGAAAGGGACAAAAAAGGGGAAAAAGUCAUGGACACCAGCUUUUGGUUUUAUUUAGUUUUGGGGUUUAAAAAAUUACACAGAGUGGCUGGUUUUUUCAAAAGGGCCAGAUUGGCCGGGGCGGGCCCUGGCGUCCCCUAGCCUGGGUUACCAGUCUGUUUCUGGUCUUUUUUAAUAUAGCCUGGGUCCCAAGCUGUUUCUGGUCUCUUAA
Messenger RNA from Coregonus sp. 'balchen', 26278 nucleotides. The record is from the annotation of a GenBank genome assembly. NCBI's taxonomy places the organism in Eukaryota, Metazoa, Chordata, Actinopteri, Salmoniformes, Salmonidae.